Molecule: messenger RNA, 360 nt
Organism: Kickxella alabastrina
Lineage: Eukaryota; Fungi; Kickxellomycota; Kickxellomycetes; Kickxellales; Kickxellaceae
Exons: 1
Source: RefSeq, a predicted model, not a curated record
AGCCAUUUUUUGCAUAUCUUUUAUUUUUAUUAAUAACAUAGCUCAUGGAAAAAUAUCCGUCUUGGUUCUGCUUAUUUGUGCGUAGUAUCUUGGUCAUCUCGGCUCUGCGGCUGCUCAGCAGUAGAAGCUUUGUGGCUGGAUGCAUGUAUUACAUAUUUCAACCAUGUCUCGGCGGUUUCCUUACAUUUCGGACAAGUCCAGGGGCCUGGAUUCGGGAAAUAGUCUAUGUAACCGGCGGCAUAAUGGUAAGGCUCAGGCAUAGUUAAAGUGUAAAAUUUAGUCAGUACCGUCAGUAAAAAAAAUAAAAGUAAAGGUUGAAUUUAAAAAAAGAGAUAUAUGCAAAAAGUAGCAUUCUUUAUA